Messenger RNA from Paramuricea clavata, 501 nucleotides. Lineage: Eukaryota; Metazoa; Cnidaria; Anthozoa; Malacalcyonacea; Plexauridae. The record is from the annotation of a GenBank genome assembly.
AUAUCUAUUAAUCCAUCGGAUCCUUUGGAUCCAUCGCAUCCAUUGGAUCCAUCGCAUCCAUUGGAUCCACGGGAUCCAUCGGAUCCAUCGGAUCCUCUGGAUCCAUUGCAUCCUUUGGAUCCAUCGGAUCCUUUGGAUCCAUCGGAUCCUUUGGAUCCAUCGGAUCCUAUGGAUCCAUCGGAUCCUUUGGAUCCAUCGGAUCCUUUGGAUCCAUCGGAUCCUUUGGAUCCUUCGGAUCCAUCGGAUCCUUUGGAUCCAUCGGAUCCUUUGGAUCCAUCGGAUCCUUUGGACCCAUCGGAUCCAUCGGAUCCAUUGGAUCCAUCGCAUCCAUUGGAUCCACGGGAUCCUUUGGAUCCAUCGGAUCCAUUGGAUCCAUCGGAUCCUCUGGAUCCAUUGCAUCCUUUGGAUUCAUCGGAUCCAUUGGAUCCGUCGGAUCCUUUGGAUCCUUUUAAAAAGGAUCUAUUUAUCCAUCCGAUCCAUUGGAUCCUUUUUUAUAAAUAA